AUGAAGAGGAGCGUGGAAGAGGUGCGCACGGAGCAGAAGGGCGGGCCUCCGGGUUUCGCGGGCUUUUCUUCCUCACCAGCGCUGCUUCUCCUUUCCAGACCCCGCGUGCUGUGCUCUGGGGUCCAGUUGACUGCGCAGUCUGUGACCCCGCGAGCUGCGGUGCUGGCAGGUCCCUGGAGAGGACGCCGGGUUACCACGGAAGCGAACAAUGGUGAGUGUGCGGCCAGGGCUGAUGGGACCCGGCCAGCACCUGCCUGGGCCUCGCGAGCGGGUGAGCUGUGGAGUUGGCGGGUGGCGCUGGGUCGUGUCCCCCGGUCCCCCUUGGAGAGUUGGGUGGCGGGCCUGAGAUGCAGACACUGUAUCAGAAUUUCUUGGGCAGAAGUUCCUUUGGACACCUCACAGGCACUAUGUCCUGAGCCUCUAUACUUUCCUGGGGCUGCUGCAAGGUGCCCAGCUGCACUGUGCCCUGCAAGGUUCAGGGAAUUUCAGGACCUGGGUCAGCUGCUCAUAGAAGACAACGGGAGGUGUUGGGUACAUCCUGUUAGGGGAGCCAUUGGAGACCCCGGGGCUGAGGACUCCAGGUGUAAAGGAACAGAAAUCUCCCAGAGCAUAAGAACCACCCACCCCAGUGCAUUGCUGUGCAAACCCGAAAAGCCUCAUAGACUGGAGUCAUGUUCCAGGUCUCCUGGGAGGAUGGCCAUGGAGUAUUUCAGUAAGCAGGACCAGGUCUCAGUGACCUUUGAGGAUGUGGCUGUGAACUUCACCCAGGAGGAGUGGGUUUUGCUGGAUCCUUCCCAGAAAAACUUUUACAGAGAUGUGAUUUAGGAAGUCUUCAGAAAC
Molecule: messenger RNA, 840 nt
Organism: Sciurus carolinensis (gray squirrel)
Lineage: Eukaryota; Metazoa; Chordata; Mammalia; Rodentia; Sciuridae
Exons: 5
Coding region: 1-825 (274 amino acids)
Biological process (GO): regulation of DNA-templated transcription
Source: RefSeq, a predicted model, not a curated record